AAUAUAAAUAAAUAAGUAUUGAAAAGUGCUUUAAAAUAUUUUUUUUCUUGAAUUUUUUAACUAAAAGAUGGCUUGAUUUUAAAUCUUUGAACCAAACAGUUAAAAACCAGUUGCCACUGUUCAUAUGCGAACUCAACUCCAUAGUAAAUUCUAUAGAAAAAAAAAAAUUUUGACAAAAAAUUACAAUAAGUAAUAAAUAAGUGGAUAAAAGGAAUAAUAUACAAAAGUAAAAAAAAUAAAUUGAGACAAAAAUACAUGAGCACUUACUUUUAGCAACCGUCACUGGGCAUUUUUUUAAGCUUCAACUGCUAGCCACGCACCCUAACGAAAUUCAAAAUCAAUUUUAUAUCGAAAUUGUGCAUAUAUUGUUAUAGGACAGAGAGAAUAUUAAAAAAAAAAAAGAACCAAACAACUACAAAGUAAUUUGAAGGAAUAAAAACAUGAUUUAGUUUUAAAAUAAAUGAAAUAAUAAUAAUUCGUUCAACGAAUGUAACGAGUAUCAAGAAAUAAGAAGCAGAAAAGACAAAAAGUCCAAAAAAAAAAGAGAAAAAAAAAUGGGUUCUCAUGAUCCCGGCUCAUGCGAUUGUUGUGGCACGACCAGUGACCGUAGCAAUAGCAAUGGAAAUAUACGUUUGUCACAACAACAACAACAACAGCAACCGCAACAGCAGCAGCAGCAGCAGCAGCAACAAGCUUUAAAUAACAAUAAUAAUAGCAUUCAAGGGCAGCCACCGCAAAGGCCGCAUUUACCGCCUUUACCUAUACAACCGCUAUUGCCAGCACCACCCGCAAGACUUGCAGAGAAUCAUCAUCAUCAUCAUCAUCAUCAUCAUCCUCAUCAUCAUCAUCAUCAUCAGUUACAAGCAGCCAAUGCACCAAUUGACGGGCAACCAUUGCAGCCGCCUGCACAGCCAACAAAUGCCGACAGUUCACGUCAACGCACAACUCGCAGUCGCCCAACUCAGCGUAUACAAGAUCAGCAGAAUAAUAAUAACAAUAAUGACAUUAACACCAACAAUCGUAACGCUUUACAACAUGUUGCUCAUUAUAUAAAUCAAGUGAAUUUACAUUUAAAUUUAACUAAUAACAACAAUAAUAAUACAACUGCAGCAGCGCCAGUAGCAUCAGCAGCGGCAGCAACAACAACAGCAACAAACACAACAACGCAACAACAGUCAAGGCAGUCAGCACGUUUAACUAUAGCACAGCUUCCAAGUGAAUUCGUUUACAAUAACAAUAACAAUCAUAUUUAUGUAAAUCCGCAUUCGUACGAUACAAACACUGCCGCUAGUCUUAGCACAAGUGCUUCGCAUACUGCCACCGGUUCAACAGCUGUUGUAGUGCCACAAUCAUCAGCCAACGCCUCCGGCAACUUAACACAAUGGCAAGAUUAUCAAGAUGUCAAUUUGAAUAAUAAUUCAUUGGUGGUGGGUGAGGGUACUGGCGGCGGUAUAACGGGUGGUGGCGGUGGUGGUGAUUUAACUCGCCAGCAUACUUCCACUACGCUUAGCACUUUAAAUACAUAUCUGUUUCCAUGUGGUGUCGAUUCGGCCGGCACCAUAGGUGGUAUCACGUUUAAUGGCAGUCAAUCCUGCGAUUUAGAUUCGAAUUUUAGUCGUAUGGUAGCGGGCAGUGAGGAAGGCGGCAGCUCUACGAUAAGCUCCGGUCUCGGUUUCAUUAAUAAACGUCGUAUUAAACGUUUAUUUGGCGUCGGCAGUGGACCGUACGCCUCAGCGUUAAGGCGUCGCAGUUCACAGCUGGCGCAAUUUCAAACAGCCGCAUUAGCCGCUAAGAAGCAACAAAAAAUGGAACGCGAAGCAUCAGUGGCUGCCGCAAAUGCCGCAUUCUAUGAGCAGCAACAGAAAAAGAAAAAAGAGAAAAAGAAACCGCCUGGUCCGCCAGCUCAAAUGCGCGCGCAAAAUUCCCGGCAAAUGGAAGAUCCAAUGAUGAAUCGUCCCCGACGUAACACCACCAAUACGGACAAGAAGAAGGAACAAAAACAGCAGCAGCAAAAUUUCUAUGAACAAAAGGACAAUUUAUAUGACAAGUCUUUACCCAAAUUGAGCAGUCAAGACGAAGAAGGGGGGGCUGGUCAUGGCUAUGGUGGAGGGCCACAACAUUUUGAACCCAUUCCUCACGAUCAUGAUUUUUGUGAAAGAGUUGUAAUAAAUGUAAGCGGGUUAAGGUUUGAAACACAAUUAAGAACGUUAAAUCAAUUCCCCGAUACGUUACUGGGGGAUCCAGCUCGGCGAUUACGGUACUUUGACCCGCUAAGAAACGAAUAUUUUUUUGACCGUAGUCGACCGAGCUUCGAUGCCAUUUUAUAUUAUUAUCAAAGCGGUGGCCGACUACGGAGACCGGUCAAUGUCCCUUUAGACGUAUUUAGUGAAGAAAUAAAAUUUUAUGAAUUAGGUGAUCAAGCAAUUAAUAAAUUCAGAGAGGAUGAAGGCUUUAUUAAGGAGGAGGAAAGACCUUUACCGGAAAAUGAAAAUCAAAGAAAGGUCUGGCUACUGUUCGAGUAUCCAGAAAGUUCACAAGCCGCCAGAGUUGUAGCCAUAAUUAGUGUAUUUGUUAUAUUGCUAUCAAUUGUUAUAUUUUGUCUAGAAACAUUACCCGAAUUUAAGCAUUAUAAGGUGUUCAACACAACUACAAACGGCACAAAAAUCGAGGAAGAUGAGGUGCCUGACAUAACAGAUCCCUUCUUCCUUAUAGAAACGUUAUGUAUUAUUUGGUUUACAUUUGAACUCACUGUCAGGUUCCUCGCUUGUCCGAACAAAUUACAUUUCUGCAGGGAUGUCAUGAAUGUUAUCGACAUAAUCGCCAUCAUUCCGUAUUUCAUUACAUUGGGUACCGUUGUAGCCGAAGAGGAGGAUACGUUAAAUCUUCCGAAAGCGCCAGUUAGUCCACAGGACAAGUCAUCGAAUCAGGCUAUGUCCUUGGCAAUAUUACGAGUGAUACGAUUAGUUCGAGUAUUUCGAAUAUUUAAGUUAUCUAGGCAUUCGAAGGGUUUACAAAUUUUAGGACGAACUCUGAAAGCCUCAAUGCGGGAAUUAGGUUUACUUAUAUUUUUCUUAUUUAUAGGCGUUGUACUCUUCUCAUCGGCGGUUUAUUUUGCGGAAGCUGGAAGCGAAAAUUCCUUCUUCAAGUCCAUACCCGAUGCAUUUUGGUGGGCUGUCGUUACCAUGACAACCGUUGGAUAUGGUGACAUGACGCCGGUCGGAGUUUGGGGUAAAAUUGUGGGAUCGCUGUGUGCCAUUGCUGGUGUAUUAACGAUCGCUCUACCGGUACCAGUAAUUGUCAGUAAUUUCAAUUACUUUUAUCAUCGCGAAACGGAUCAAGAGGAGAUGCAGAGCCAAAACUUUAAUCAUGUUACUAGUUGUCCAUAUUUACCAGGUACAUUAGUAGGUCAACAUUUAAAGAAAUCAUCGUUAUCUGAGUCCUCAUCCGAUAUGAUGGAUUUGGAUGACGGCGUUGAAUCAACGCCGGGACUGACUGAUACGCAUCCUGGUCGUUCGGUGGCUCCAUUUUUAGGAGCUCAUCAUCACCACCAGCAUCAUUACCAACAAACUACAACCCUGCCUCCGCCGCCUCAACGGCAGCAACAAUCGCCGCCAGAUAAGCAACUGCCCUCACAACAGCAACAGCAACAACCGUCACCGCAACAACAGCAUAUACAGUUGCAGAAUGGUUAUAAGCAAUCUGCCAUGAGUGUUACCACUGGCGGUAGCACUCUCACUCAUAGGCAUAAUAAUGCUUUAGCCGUUAGUAUCGAAACCGAUGUUUGACUACUGGUAAAAAAGACGUUAUGUGCGAUAUAUUGGCCUUGUUGUUCAAUACGUUGGAUGCCAGAAACGACUACCAAAGCUGU
Glossina fuscipes is the source of this 3868-nucleotide messenger RNA. RefSeq names its product potassium voltage-gated channel protein Shaker (gene shaker). The coding region runs from base 555 to 3785 and encodes 1076 amino acids. Gene Ontology annotation, biological process: protein homooligomerization; potassium ion transmembrane transport. Gene Ontology annotation, molecular function: protein binding; delayed rectifier potassium channel activity. NCBI's taxonomy places the organism in Eukaryota, Metazoa, Arthropoda, Insecta, Diptera, Glossinidae. The transcript is spliced from 12 exons. Gene Ontology annotation, cellular component: voltage-gated potassium channel complex; membrane. The record is from RefSeq and is a predicted model, not a curated record.